This is a messenger RNA of Impatiens glandulifera, 12224 nucleotides long. RefSeq names its product transformation/transcription domain-associated protein-like. The coding region runs from base 313 to 12012 and encodes 3899 amino acids. The transcript has 35 exons. NCBI's taxonomy places the organism in Eukaryota, Viridiplantae, Streptophyta, Magnoliopsida, Ericales, Balsaminaceae. The record is from RefSeq and is a predicted model, not a curated record. Gene Ontology annotation, cellular component: NuA4 histone acetyltransferase complex; nucleus; SAGA complex. Gene Ontology annotation, molecular function: transcription coregulator activity; protein binding. Gene Ontology annotation, biological process: regulation of DNA-templated transcription; DNA repair.
UUUGGCGACCGUUUCUCCGGCGAUACUUCUUUCUACUACGCGGCCGGCCGGCCGUCUUCAUCGGCGAUACGCAGGUUUUACAGGGAGAGAAACUGACAGUUUCUACAACAAGAAGAACUAGUUUCUCCGUAUAUAACUUUUCUUUGUUUUGAACGAAAACCUGUUCUCGAUCAACCGUCUGUCUGUCUGUUGAAGCACGAUAAGAAACGGCUCUUACGUGGGUCGUUCGAGGAAACCCUAAAGCUUCUAACUUCAUAAACCCUAGCCAUUUAUGCUGCUAACUUAAGGGUUUCUUCUGCUACUCUUAACGCCAUGAGUCCAAUUCAGAAUAUGGAUCAACAUUCUCGUCGCAUUGUGGAGCCUGACAUCCCGAUACAAGCAAGGCUUCAGAUGGCGACGGAGGUUCGGGACAGUUUAGAGAUAACCCACAGUGGAGAAUACUUGUAUUUCUUAAAAUGCUAUUUCACAGCGUUUUCUGAUAUCAUGUACCAUAUAACGAGUCCUCAGUCAGUGGAUAAUCCGGAGCACAAGCUCCGUAACAUAGUUCUGGAGAUUCUUAAUCGUCUUCCACACAGUGAAGCUAUUCGUCCGUUUGUUCAGGAGCUAAUGAAGAUUGCGAUGCAUGUCCUUACCAUAGAUAAUGAGGAGAAUGGGUUGAUUUGUAUUAGAAUAAUAUUUGAUCUCCUCAGAAAUUUCAGGCCUACGUCAGAAAGCGAAAUUCAACCCUUAUUCGAUUUCGUAUGCAAAAUUUACCACAACUUCGGAUCGACAGUUAGUUAUAUCUUUGAGAGCAGUGAAGUGCCACCACCUGCUUCUUUCAGCACCAAUACAGUAGCGGGUUCAACAUUUGGUUCAAUGGGAGGUGAAGACAAUAAAUUGAUGGAUGUUUCAGACCCAGAAGCACUCUCCAGUAGUUUUCCUGGGGCUGGAAAACUUAAUCCUAGUGCACGCUCGUUUAAGAUUGUUACAGAGACUCCUUUGGUUGUCAUGUUCCUGUUUCAGCUGUACUCUCGAUUUGUACAGAUCAACAUUCCUCUCUUAUUGCCGUUAAUGGUGGUUGCUAUUUCUGUUCCUGGUCCUGAGAAGGCUCCGCCUCAUUUAAAAGGUCCUUUCAUCGAGUUCAAGGCUGCUCAGGUUAAGACAGUUUCGUUUCUAACUUACCUUUUGAAGAGUUUUGCUGACAACAUAAGACCACACGAAGAAAGUAUUUGUAAAAGCAUUGUCAAUCUUCUUGUAACAUGCUCUGACUCUGUUUCAAUUAGAAAGGAAUUAUUGGUGGCCCUUAAACAUGUUCUUGGUACUGAUUUUAAGAGGGGUUUAUUUCCUUUGAUUGAUACACUGUUGGAAGAGAGGGUUUUGGUGGGAACUGGCCGGGCCUGCUAUGAAACACUAAGGCCAUUGGCUUACAGCCUGUUGGCUGAGAUUGUUCAUCAUGUCCGAGUUGAGCUAUCUCUGAGACAGUUGUCAAGGAUAAUUUACUUGUUCUCAAGUAACAUGCAUGAUGCAUCGUUAUCUCUCAGCAUUCAUACUACAUGUGCUCGUCUGAUGUUGAAUCUGGUGGAACCAAUUUUUGAGAAAGGUGUUGAUAAGCCUUCUAUGGAUGAAGCAAGAAUCCUACUGGUUCGAAUUUUGGACGCUUUUGUUGGGAAAUUUAAUACAUUCAAGCAUACAAUUCCUCAGCUGCUGGAAGAGGAGGGUGAAGAAGGAAAGGAAAGGUCCACCUUGAGGGCAAAGCUUGAACUCCCUGUUCAGGCAGUUUUAAACUUGCAGGUUCCCUUGGAACACUCUAAGGAAGUCAAUGACUGCAAGCAUCUAAUUAAGACAUUGGUUAUGGGGAUGAAGACUAUAGUUUGGAGCAUCACACAUACUCAUUUACCUAGGUCACAGUCUUCACUAUCUACCACCGGCACACCACCACAAGUUCCUGCUCCUCCAUCCAGUUCCUCAAUUCCUCAUCCAUUUAAAGGAUUGAGAGAAGAUGAGGUUUGGAAGGCAUCUGGGGUUCUGAAAAGUGGGGUGCACUGCUUAGCAUUGUUUAAGGAUAAGGAUGAGGAGAGGGAAAUGGUCCACUUAUUUUCCCAGAUUUUAGCAAUUAUGGAACCGCGAGAUCUUAUGGAUAUAUUCUCGCUUUGUUUGCCUGAGCUUUUCGACUCCAUGAUUACAAAUAGUCAGCUACUUCAUAUAUUUUCUACCCUUCUCCAAACACAGAAGGUUUUCCGGUCAUUUGCAGAUGUACUGGCUAACUUUCUUGUUAGCAGCAAAUUUGAGGUGCUGAAGCUUCCAGAUUCUCCAGAAGCUAAACUUGUUUUGCAUCUCUAUCGGUUCUUGUUUGGUGCUGUAGCCAAGGCUCCUUCGGAAUGUGAACGCAUUUUACAGCCUCAUACGUCUGUUAUUAUGGAAACCUGCAUGAAAAAUGCCAAUGAAAUCGGGAAGCCACUUGGUUAUUUGCAGCUUCUUCGUACGAUGUUUCGAGCACUUGCUGGAGGGAAAUUUGAGAUCCUAUUGCGAGAUUUGAUUCCUAUGCUUCAACCAUGUUUGAACAUGCUUUUGGCUAUGCUUGAGGGGCCAACUGCGGAAGAUACAAGGGACCUUCUGCUUGAGCUUUGCUUAACACUGCCUGCUCGCUUAAGUUCACUAUUACCCCAUAUUUCUCGUCUGAUGAGACCUUUAGUUGUAUGUCUUAAAGGAAGUGAUGAUUUAGUGAGUUUAGGCUUAAGGACACUGGAGUUCUGGAUAGAUAGUUUGAAUCCUGAUUUCCUGGAACCAAGUAUGGCUAAUGUCAUGUCUGAAGUGAUCUUGGCCUUGUGGUCUCAUCUACGACCUGCUCCUUAUCCAUGGGGUGCGAAAUCAUUGCAACUUCUUGGUAAGUUUGGCGGUCGUAAUAUACGCUUUCUCAAAGAGCCUCUGGCACUUGAAUGCAAGGAAAUUCCUGAGCAUGGACUUAGAUUGAUUUUGACAUUUGAGCCUUCAACCCCUUUUCUGGUGCCUCUUGAUCGUUGUGUAAAUCUUGCUGUUGUGGCUGUCAUGCAGAAGAAUGGUUGCGUGGAUCCAUUCUUUCGGAAACAAGCGUUGAAAUUUCUACAUAUAUGUUUAUCCUCUCAGCUUAAUUUGCCUGGAACUGUUACUGAUGAAGGCAUGACCACUAAGCAACUGUCGAAGACAUUAGUUUCUCAUGUGGUGGAAUCAUUUUGUAGGACGUCAGACUCAUCGGAUAUAAAGGCUGAUCUAGGAGUCAAGACAAAAACCCAGCUCAUGGCUGAAAAAUCUGUUUUCAAGAUAUUGUUGAUGACCAUUAUUGCUGCUAGUGGAGAAUCUGAUCUUUUUGACCCUAAAGAUGAUUUUAUUGUAAAUAUAUGCCGUCAUUUUGCAAUGAUAUAUCACAUCGAGAGUUUGUCAGCAAAUACAUCAAGUACCUCACAUGGAGGCUCUUUACACUCCUCUAACGCCAGUUCGAGUUCUAGAUCAAGAGUUAGUUGUAGCACUAAUCUAAAAGAAUUGGAUCCCUUGAUUUUUCUAGAUGCAUUAGUGGAAGUCCUAGCUGAUGAAAACAGGCUCCAUGCUAAAGCUUCCCUUAACGCUUUGAAUGUAUUAUCUGAAACACUGAUUUUCUUAGCCCGUGCAAAACAUACUGAUUCCCUCAUGUCAAAAGGAGGUCCUGUUACUCCGAUGAUUGUUUCUAGUCCUUCUAUGAGUCCAGUAUAUUCACCACCUCCCAGUGUCCGUGUUCCAGUUUUUGAGCAGCUUCUGCCUCGUCUUCUACAUUGCUGCUAUGGAGUUACAUGGCAGACACAAAUGGGGGGAGUCAUGGGACUUGGAGCUUUGGUUGGAAAAGUUACCGUUGAAACAAUGUGUGUAUUUCAAGUGAGGAUUGUCAGAGGUCUGGUGUAUGUUCUUAAGAGGCUUCCCAUGUUUGCUAGGAAAGAGCAGGAAGAGACAAGUCAGGUACUUACACAGGUUCUUCGGGUGGUGAACAAUGUUGAUGAAGCAAAUAGUGACGCUCGCAGGCAAAGUUUCCAGGGUGUGGUUGAAUAUCUUGCAUCUGAAUUGCUUAACCCCAACUCUUCUGUUAAUGUGAGAAAGAUAGUGCAGUCUUGUUUGUCACUUUUGGCAAGUAGAACAGGCAGUGAGGUAUCUGAAUUGCUUGAAACUUUGCAGCAACCUUACCUUCAGAAUCUUGUAACACGUCCUCUCCGGUCCAAAACUGUUGAUCAACAGGUUGGUACUGUUAAUGCUCUUAAUUUCUGUCUGGCUUUGAGGCCCCCUCUUCUUAAGUUGACACCAGAGCUUGUCAAUUUCUUACAAGAAGCUUUACAAAUUGCUGAGGCUGAUGAAAGUGCAUGGGUUGUGAAGAUUAUGAAUCCUAAAGUGGCUACAUCUCUAAGUAAGCUGCGUACUGCUUGUAUUGAGCUAUUAUGUACAGCAAUGGCCUGGACAGACUUUAAAACACAGAAUCAUUCGGAGUUGCGUGCAAAGAUUAUUUCGAUGUUCUUCAAAUCCUUGACUAGCAGAAUGUCUGAUAUUGUUGCUGUUGCUAAGGAGGGGCUACGCCAGGUUAUUCUGCAGCAAAGAAUGCCAAAAGAACUUCUUCAGAGCAGCCUAAGGCCCAUAUUGGUUAACUUGGCCCAUACCAAAAAUCUUAGCAUGCCUCUUCUGCAGGGACUUGCUCGUCUAUUGGAGCUUCUGUCUACAUGGUUUAAUGUAACCUUAGGGGGUAAAUUAUUAGAGCACCUUAAAAAAUGGUUGGAACCAGAGAAACUUGCACAGUGUCAGAAGGCAUGGAAGGCUGGUGAAGAACCAAAAAUUGCUGCUGCUAUCAUUGAGCUCUUUCACCUCCUUCCUUCUGCUGCUGGGAAGUUCCUUGAUGAGUUAGUUACUUUGACCAUUGGCUUGGAAGCAGCUCUUCCACCAGGGCAGUUUUAUAGUGAAAUUAACAGUCCAUAUCGCCUUCCUCUUACAAAAUUCUUGAAUCGGUAUCCAUCUGUUGCUGUUGACUAUUUCCUUGCUAGGUUAUUUCAGCCUAAUUACUUCAGGAGUUUUAUGUAUAUAAUACGAUCAGAUGCUGGCCAACCCUUGAGAGAAGAACUUGCAAAAUCGCCUGAGAAAAUUCUCAAUAGUGCAUUUAGUGAAUUUAUGCCAAAAUCUGAUAUCUCAGCUGGUCAAGGAUUAUCAUCACCUGUAGCUAUGAUGAGUGACGAAAACUUGGCUAGUCCUCUUCCCGAAGGAUCUGUUUUACCCUCAGUCCCUAUUGGUACAAAAUCGGAUGCCUAUUUUCAGGGCCUUGCUCUUGUCAAAACUUUGGUUAAGUUGAUACCAGGAUGGUUACAGAGUAAUCGCAUUGUGUUUGAUACACUUGUACUUCUGUGGAAGUCACCUUCCAGGAUGGCUAGGUUGCAAAAGGAACAGGAGCUAAGUGUAGUACAAGUAAAAGAGAGCAAAUGGCUGAUCAAAUGCUUCAUGAAUUACUUAAGAUAUGACAAAAAUGAAGUCAAUGUGCUCUUUGAUAUUCUUUCAGUCUUCUUAUUCCGUUCGCGCAUUGAUUUCACUUUCCUGAAAGAGUUCUACAUUAUAGAGGUUGCUGAGGGUUAUCCUCCUGACAUGAAGAAAACACUUCUAUUGUAUUUUCUGAACCUUUUCCAAUCAAAGCAUCUAGGCCAUGACCAUAUGGUUGUUGUCAUGCAAAUGCUUAUUCUUCCAAUGUUAGCUCAUGCCUUUCAGAAUGACCAAAGUUGGGAAGUUGUUGAUACCGCUAUCAUAAAAACUAUUGUAGACAAGCUUCUUGAUCCUCCAGAAGAGGUUUCUGCUGAUUAUGACGAAUCUCUGAGAAUAGAACUUUUGCAACUUGCCACUUUACUGAUUAAAUAUCUCCAUAAAGAUCUUAACUGUCAUAGAAAGGAGCUUAUCAAGUUUGGCUGGAAUCAUCUUAAACGUGAAGAUAGUGCCAGUAAGCAGUGGGCCUUUGUAAACGUCUGCCACUUCUUAGAUGCUUAUCAAGCCCCAGAUAAAAUUAUACUGCAGGUAUUUGUUGCACUUCUAAGAACUUGUCAGCCAGAGAACAAAUUGUUGGUCAAGCAAGCACUUGAUAUACUAAUGCCUGCUUUACCCACAAGACUGCCUCCUGGCGAUUCCCGAAUGCCUAUAUGGAUACGCUAUACAAAAAAGAUUCUGGUUGAAGAAGGUCAUUCUAUUCCUAACCUGGUACACAUUUUCCAGCUGAUUGUUCGCCAUUCUGAGCUCUUCUUCAGUUGUAGAGCUCAGUUUGUACCUCAAAUGGUGAACACUCUUAGCCGCCUUGGAUUGCCUUACAAUACCACUGCAGAGAACAGGAAACUUGCUAUUGAGCUUGCUGGCUUGGUCGUAGCUUGGGAAAGACAAAGGCAAAAUGAAAUGAAAGUAACCCCUGAUCAUAGUGUAUCUAGCAUACAUCCUGAUGGAUUUCAUCAUGGCUCUGAAAGUGUUACUCCUCAGCGUCUAACUGACGGAUCUUCUUUUGUUGAGGAUCCAAGCAAGCGGGUAAAAGUUGAACCUGUCCUUCAAGCCCUUGGUGUCUCAUCACCUGGGGGUACCUCAUCCCUUUCUAAUAUGGAGACCUUGGGAACUUCUGGUCAACCUGAUGAAGAGUUCAAGCCAAAUGCUGCAAUGGAGGAAAUGAUUAUUACUUUCCUAAUAAGGGUGGCUUUGAUAAUGGAGAUCAAGGACAAGGAAGGAAGUCUGAUGUAUAAGCAGGCUCUAGAUCUCUUAUCACAAGCAUUGGAGGUCUGGCCAACAGCCAAUAUCAAAUUCAACUAUCUAGAAAAGAUGCUGAACAAUAUACAGCCUUCACAAUCCAAGGAUCCAUCAACAGCUCUUGCUCAAGGCUUGGAUGUUAUGAACAGAGUUCUGGAAAAGCAACCGCAUAUUUUUAUUAGAAAUAACAUCAAUCACAUUACCCAAGUUCUUGAGCCCUGUUUCAAGUAUAAGGUGCUAGAUGCAGGAAAAUCUUUAUGCUCCUUGUUGACUGUGGUCUUUACUGCUUUCCCUUUGGAGGUUGCAACUACUCCACAAGAUGUGAAGAUAUUGUAUCAAAAGGUUGAGGAAAUCAUACAGAAAAACCUUGCUGCUGUUUCAGCUUCUCAGUCAUCUGGGGAAGAUAGCUGUGCUAGCACGAUUAGUUUUGUUCUAUAUGUCAUAAGGUCCCUAGCAGAGGUGCAGAAGAACUUAAUUGAUCCUCUUCACUUGGUCCGAGUCCUCCAGCGUCUGGCUCGUGAUAUGGGUUCGGUUGCUGGUUCUCAAGGAAGACAGAAUCAAAGGUCGGAACCUGAUCCUGUAGUCACUCCACGUCAAGGUCCUGCUGUGGGGACAGUUAUUUCCAAUCUUAAGUCUGUACUGAAGCUUAUGAACGUGAAAAUGAUGAUUGUUCCCGAUUGCAAAAGAUCUAUAAUUCAUGUCUUGAACGGCAUACUGUCUGAGAAGGACACUGAUGCCACUGUGCUUAUUUGCAUAGUCGAAGUAGUAAAAUGUUGGAUAGAAGAAGACUUCAGGAUGGGCGUUGGAUCAAGUUCCAUUUUUACAUCCAAAGAUGUAGUUACAUUUCUACAUAAACUUUCACAAGUGAAUAGACAGAGUUUUUCUCAAAGCAUGUUGGAAGAGUGGGAUGCGAAAUAUCUUGAACUACUUUUUGGACUUUGUGCUGAUUCAAAUAAGUAUCCUCAUGCCCUAAGGCAAGAAGUGUUCCAGAAGGUCGAGAGGCAAUUUUUACUUGGAUUAAGAGCAAAAGACCCUGAUAUGAGGAUGAAUUUUUUCUCUCUUUAUCAUGAAUCUCUUGGGAAGACAUUAUUCGCAAGAUUGCAGUAUAUUAUCCAAAUCCAGGACUGGGAUGCUUUAAGUGACGUUUUUUGGCUCAAACAGGGAUUGGAUCUUAUUCUUGCUGUUUUAGUUGAGGACAAAACCAUCACACUCGCUCCAAACUCUGCCAGGGUGCGACCUCUUGUGGUUUCAAACUCCCUUGCAGAUUCUUCUGGGGUUCAGCCCAUGAUUACUGAUGUAACUGAAGGUUCUGAGGAAACUCCCUUGACAUUUGAUACCCUAGUUUCAAAGCAUGCACAGUUUCUGAAUGGAAUGAGCCAGCUUCAGGUGGCUGAUCUCAUUAUUCCAUUGAGAGAACUAGCACAUACAGAUUCCAAUGUUGCUUAUCAUCUGUGGGUGUUGGUUUUCCCAAUUGUUUGGAUGGCUUUACAGAAGGAAGAGCAGGUAACACUUGCUAAGCCCAUGAUAAAUCUCUUAUCAAAAGAUUAUCACAAGAGACAACAGGGGAUCAAACCAAAUGUUAUGCAAGCACUCCUAGAAGGACUUCAGUUGAGCCACCCUCAGCCUAGAAUGCCUAGUGAACUUAUCAAAUAUAUUGGGAAGACUUAUAAUGCAUGGCACACUGCGUUAGCACUGCUUGAAAGUCAUGUCAUGUUGUUUCAGAGUGAGGCGAAGUGCUCAGAGUCUCUGUCUGAACUCUAUCGGUUGCUCAAUGAGGAAGAUAUGAGAUGUGGGUUGUGGAAGAAAUGGUCUAAUGCAGCAGAAACAAAAGCUGGAGUUUCCCUUGUCCAGCAUGGUUACUGGCAGCAAGCUCAAAGUCUUUUUUACCAAGCUAUGGCCAAAGCAACCCAAGGAACACAUAACAGCACAAUAUCAAAGGGUGAGAUGUGUCUUUGGGAAGAGCAGUGGCUUAAUUGUGCUACUCAGUUAAGUCAGUGGGACGUGUUGACUGAGUUUGGGAAGUCUGUUGAGAAUUAUGAGAUAUUGAUGGACAGCCUUUGGAAGCAACCCGAUUGGGCAUAUUUGAAGGACCAGGUGAUACCAAAAGCUCAAGUUGAAGAGACACCAAAACUUCGGAUAAUUCAAGCUUAUUUUGCCCUUCAUGAAAAGAAUAUCAAUGGCAUUGGAGAUGCUGAAAACAUUGUGGCAAAAGGUAUUGAUCUUGCCCUAGAACAAUGGUGCCAAUUGCCUGAAAUGUCAGUUCAUUCUAGGAUUCCACUUCUACAGCAGUUCCAGCAACUAGUUGAGGUCCAAGAGUCUAUUAAAAUUAUAGUGGACAUUGCUAAUGGAAACAAGCAUUCUGGAAAUUCUGUUGUUGGAGGACAUGGCGGGUUAUAUGCAGAUGUCAAGGACAUUCUGGAGACAUGGAGGCUCAGAACUCCGAAUGAUUGUGAUAAUUUAUCUGUUUGGUAUGAUUUACUUCAGUGGAGGAAUGAAAUAUACAACAUAGUCAUUGAUGCAUUUAAGGACUUUGGUACCACAAAUUCUCAACUUCACCACCUUGGUUACCGUGACAAGGCUUGGAAUGUCAAUAAGCUUGCCCAUAUUACUCGAAAGCAUGGACUACAAGAUGUUUGUGUCACAAUUUUGGAGAAGAUGUAUGGACACUCAACCAUGGAAGUGCAGGAAGCGUUUGUCAAAAUUAGGGAGCAAGCGAAAGCAUUUCUUGAAAUGAAGGGAGAGAUUUCGAAUGGCUAUGCUUUGGUUAAUAGUACCAAUCUGGAAUAUUUUCCGGUGAAACACAAAGCAGAAAUUUUCCGGCUUAAAGGAGAUUUCUUGCUCAAGCUGAAUGAUUGUGAAAGUGCUAACAAUGCAUAUUCACAAGCAAUCAGUCUUUUCAAGAAUCUGCCUAAAGGAUGGAUUAGCUGGGGGAAUUAUUGCAAUAUGGCUUACAACGAGACACAUGAAGAAAUUUGGUUAGAAUAUUCUGUAAGCUGUUUCCUUCAGGGAAUUAAAUUUGGUGUCUCAAACUCCAGGAGCCAUCUAGCUCGAGUUCUAUAUCUUCUGAGCUUUGACCAUCCAAGUGAACCUGUUGGUAGAGCAUUUGAUAAGUAUUUGGACCAAAUACCUCUAUGGGUUUGGCUUUCUUGGAUUCCACAGCUGUUGCUUUCAUUACAGCGAACAGAAGCUCCACACUGCAAACUGGUACUUCUGAAAGUUGCCACUAUGUAUCCCCAGGCAUUGUACUACUGGCUGCGCACAUAUCUGCUCGAGCGCCGAGAUGCUGCAAAUAAAUCUGAACUUGGUAGAAUGUCCAUACGAAUGCAGCAAAAUUCAUCUGGUGCUGGUGGUUCUAGUUCCAUUGGUUUGCCUGAUGGGAAUCAGAGAAUGUCGGGACAUGGCGGUCCCUCUCUAGCCGCCUCUGACAGUCAAGUUCAUCAAGGAAGUCAAUCUAGUGCUGGAUCUCAAGAUGGGGGUAAUCCUCAGAUGCAGGAUUCUGAAAGAUCCUCUGUGGGAGAAAGCAGUAUGUAUUCUGGGAAUGACCAAACCCAAGCAGUAACCAAUGAUGGCCAGAAUGCAUUAAGACGUAAUGGUGCUUCUAGCUUGGUUGCUUCUGCAGCUACUGCAUUUGAUUCUGCAAAGGAUAUAAUGGAAGCUCUUAGAGGCAAACAUAAUAACAUGGCAGCUGAACUUGAGCUUCUUCUUACUGAAAUUGGCUCAAGGUUUGUUACCUUACCUGAGGAGAGACUGUUGGCAGUUGUUAAUGCUCUUCUCCACCGCUGCUACAAAUACCCGACUGCAACUACUGCAGAAGUGCCUCAGUCCCUCAAGAAGGAGCUUUCAGGUGUUUGCAAGGCAUGCUUUUCGGCAGAUGCUGUAAACAAACAUGUAGAGUUUGUUCGAGAAUACAAGCAAGACUUUGAACAUGAUCUUGAUCCUGAGAGCACAGCCACUUUUCCCUCCACUCUUUCAGAGUUAACACAACGUUUGAAGCACUGGAAGAAUGUUCUUCAGAGCAAUGUUGAGGACCGGUUUCCGCCUGUUUUGAAGCUGGAAGAGGAAAGCAAAGUGUUGCGUGAUCUUCAUGUUGUUGAUGUAGAGCUUCCCGGACAAUACUUCACCGAUCGGGAGGUUGCAACUGAACACACAGUAAAGUUAGACAGAGUUGGAGCAAACGUUCCAAUAGUUAGAAGGCAUGGAAGUAGUUUCCGGCGCUUGACCUUGAUUGGGUCUGAUGGCUCGCAACGACAUUUCAUUGUUCAGACAUCGUUGACUCCUAACGCCAGAAGUGAUGAACGCAUAUUACAGCUUUUUCGAGUGAUGAACAGGAUGUUCGAUAAGCACAAGGAAUCUAGGCGACGUCACCUUUGCAUUCACACGCCAAUCAUAAUCCCUGUUUGGUCUCAGGUACGGAUGGUAGAAGAUGAUUUGAUGUACAGUACCUUCUUAGAGGUGUAUGAAAAUCAUUGUUCUCGGAAUGAUAAAGAAGCAGACCAGCCCAUUACCUACUUCAAGGAGCAACUAAACCAAGCGAUUUCUGGUCAGAUAUCACCUGAAGCUGUUGUGGAUCUUCGAUUUAAAGCGUAUGGUGAAAUAACGAAGAAUUUAGUGACGGAUGGUAUACUAUCCCAGUACAUGUACAAGACACUGCCAAGCGGAAACGCCAUGUGGGAUUUCAAGAAGCAAUUUGCCAUCCAGAUAGCGCUUUCAAAUUUCAUGUCUUUCAUGCUGCAAAUUGGUGGGAGGUCCCCAAACAAGAUAUUGUUUGCUAAGAACACCGGAAAGAUAUUCCAAACUGAUUUCCACCCUGCAUAUGAUGCAAACGGGAUGAUAGAGUUCAAUGAGCCCGUGCCUUUCCGUAUGACCAGGAAUUUGCAGGCCUUAUUUUCUCAAUUUGGUGUAGAUGGUUUAAUAGUUUCAGCCAUGUGCGCAGCUGCUCAGGCUGCGGUUUCUCCUAAACAAAUUCAACAUUUAUGGCAUCAUAUGGCUAUGUUCUUUAGAGAUGAACUUUUGUCUUGGUCUUGGAGAAGAUCACCUGGGAUGCCGCUUGCACCUGCCAUUGGUGGAAAUGGUAUUAACCCUUCUGACUUCAAGCUGAAGGUCACAACUAAUGUGGAACAAGUAAUUAGCCGGAUUAAUGGCAUAUCUCCUCAAUAUUUUUAUGAAGAGGAAGAGAAUGGUGUGGCUGAACCGCAAACGGUGCAGAAGGGGGUUGCAGAUUUGGUUGAUGCGGCUCUUUGUCCAACGAAUUUGUGCAUGAUGGAUCCAACUUGGCACCCUUGGUUCUGAUGAUUUCUGAACCGCAAUCGGUGCAAAAUGAUAAUGGUAUGUAAAUAGUCUCAAUCAAUACCAAAGAAAUGUGUUUUCACAUUGCUUUGGACUUUAACUUAAUUAAAAUUUUAAUAAGUUUAAUUUUCUUUGGAGGUUAAAUAUUCUAAGUUGCUAUUAGUUGUGCUGGAAAAGCCUUUUUUUAUUUAAUGACUUUUUUUGUUCUUAUAGUA